CGAAGGCCAAGGACGAAGCCCAAGCGUGGCGUCUGCCGUCGGCCCGUCGCCUCCAACGCGCGGCGUUUCCAAGCGCAGCCGCUUCCACGAAGGCAUCGCCCCAUUUUGGCGUCUUCCGUGCGCGCGCUCCUCUUAAGCUUCACCCGCGCGCGCACCCGGUCACACUUGACUCGAGUGAGCGCGCUGUUCUCCCGUGACCUUGUCUCUGCCAAGGACCAACACCAGCGAAAAGGAAGCUAUGGGCGCUGCCGCGGCGGAGGUCGUGGCGCCACCGAGGCCGACGUCGGCCAAAAGGAGGUCGACCACGCUCAAGUUCCUGUUCGAGCUCGAGAAGCCGGACGGCGUGGUCCCCGGCACGGCCAAGCUGCCACCGCCGUCGCCGGAGCCCGAGGCGGACAGCCUCAUCGACAAGAUCGCCUCGUGCAACCGCGUGUUCACGUUCGCCGACGACGCGGCCGACGAGUGCGAGGAGGAGCGGGACGCGAAGCGGGAGCGGCUCGUCGAGGUGCUGGGCGCCGUCCGGUCGAGCGGGAGCGCGGGCAACAAGCAGCAGCAGCCGCUGGACCACCGCGUGAUGGUGGCGCUGCUGAAGAUGGUCGGCGCCAACCUGUUCAGGGCAAUGCCGCCGUCGGCGUACCCGGCGCUGCUGCCCCCCGACGGCGUCGACGAGGAGACCCCCGUGAUGGUGCUGGCCCCGUCGUGGCCGCACCUCCAGGUGGUGUACGACAUCCUCCUCUCCGUGGUCACCGCGUCGGACGCCAAGACGCUGCGCCACCACGUGGACCGCGCGUUCCUCUCGUCGCUCCUGGCGCUGUUCCGCUCCGAGGAUCCUCGGGAGCGCGACCGGCUCAAGACCGUGUACCACCAGCUCUACUCCAAGCUCACCUGCGAGCGCGCCUUCAUGCGGCGGUCCAUGGCCGCCGCGUUCCUACGGUUCGUCUACGAGGCGUCCACCGCCGAGCGCCACUGCGGCGCCGCCGAGCUGCUGGAGAUCUGCGGCAGCAUCAUCAACGGCUUCGCCGUGCCGCUCAAGGAGGAGCACCGCGCGUUCCUGGCGCGGGUGCUGCUGCCGCUGCACCGGACGCGGUGGGUGCACACGUACCACCGCCAGCUCGCCUACUGCGUGCUCCAGUUCGUGCACAAGGAGCCGGGCCUCGCCGACGCCGUGGUCACGGACAUCCUGCGCCACUGGCCCGUCACCAACUGCCAGAAGGAGGUGCUGCUCAUCGAGGAGCUCGAGGAGAUUCUCGAGGUGCUCGAGCCCAAGCACUUCCAGAAGCUCGCCGUGCCCAUCUGCGCCCGGAUCGCCCGCUGUGUCAGUAGCUACAGCUCUCAGGUGGCGGAGAGGGCGCUGUACGUGUGGAACAACGAGCGGUUCGUGGAGCUGGCGACGGCGUCGCCGGGCGUGAUGGAGAAGAUCCUGCCGGCGUUCGUGGCGAGCGUGGAGAGCAACCUGGAGCUGCACUGGAGCAAGUGCGUGCAGCAGGUGACGGCCAGCGUCAAGUCCCUGCUCCAGCAGGUCGCGCCCGACCUGUACGCCCGCUGCGCCGACGAACUCGCCACGCGGCGGUCCGAGGCCGAGGUCGCCGCCGCCGUGCGCGACGCCCGGUGGCGCAAGCUCGAGACGGCCGCCGCCGCCGCUGCCGCCAAAUAGCCCGGCGCUGCCUCGACGACGACGUGUCAGUGUACAUGCGUGAGUGGUGGUGGUGGUACGCCACGGCGCCGCGAUUGGUGGCGUCGUCUCAGCAGCGUGCCAUUUUGGCUGGCAACGGCGUAGCGGCUGUAAGACCGAGAAGACCAUGUUGUGCAAGCGAAGUUUGUGCUC
This is a messenger RNA of Sorghum bicolor (sorghum), 1825 nucleotides long. Its product is annotated as serine/threonine protein phosphatase 2A 57 kDa regulatory subunit B' alpha isoform. The coding region runs from base 239 to 1654 and encodes 471 amino acids. NCBI's taxonomy places the organism in Eukaryota, Viridiplantae, Streptophyta, Magnoliopsida, Poales, Poaceae. Gene Ontology annotation, cellular component: protein phosphatase type 2A complex. Gene Ontology annotation, molecular function: protein phosphatase regulator activity. Gene Ontology annotation, biological process: signal transduction. The record is from RefSeq and is a predicted model, not a curated record. The transcript is spliced from 2 exons.